Molecule: messenger RNA, 1376 nt
Organism: Paramecium sonneborni
Lineage: Eukaryota; Ciliophora; Oligohymenophorea; Peniculida; Parameciidae
Source: the annotation of a GenBank genome assembly
UUUAAACAAUAUAAAAAAAUGAGUUAAGGAAGGAAUAAUAAUUCUCAAAUUCCUCUUGUAGGCAAUGCUUAAGAUUUAGAUUUCUGCUCACUAUUUUUUAGGUAUGACAUUAUUACUAUUUAUAACAUACAAAUAAUUUACUGAUAUCCCUAUAUUAUUUUAUAUGCUUAUGAUUAUAUUAGCUAAUAGCAACAAAACUUAUUGAAAGCAUUUUUUAACCAGGAUUUGUAAUAAUAGCUUUGUCAAGCAUCAUUGCUUCAAAAUCUACCCUAAAGUUUGAACUAAAAUAAUUCAUCUAAGGAAGCUUUCUUAACACCUAAUAUACUGAGUAAGCAAUUAUUUAUAUCCCUUUCACUCCUAUUUAUAUAACAUAUAUACUAUCAUUUGCCAUUAUUAUCUAGAUAUGACUCCUAUUACUAAAUUGAUUGAACUAAUGCAAUUCCUUCCUAAUUAACCUUAAUUGUUUUCAUAACCAAAUUUCUUAAACUCAUUUCCUCUACAAUAGAUAAAUUUUAACUAAAAAUUAAAAAACAACGCUGAUAAUCCUAUUACAGUUGAUGAUGAUGAACCAUAGUAAUAGUAAAAAAAAUGCCAUAAUCCUUAAUGCAAGAAUGUGGGAGAUAAAAAAAUCAAGUCUAAAAGAAAUGAUAUACUUUUCUUUUGUGAUAAAUGUUCGAAAUUAUAUAAUAAAGGAAAUUAUUGUGAUUUUUGUGAAUAAGUACUCAAUUUUCAAUUAUUACUUUAAAGGUUUAUGGAUCUUAUGAUGAUGAGGCUGGUUGGGUCUAAUGUGAUUCUUGCUAAAAAUGGGUAAUAUUUUCUUAUCAUCUAUACUUAAUAGAAUCACAUUAUUUGUGAAUAAAAAAACAGAAAUUAAAAUAUUCAAAUAGAAUUUGAAACUAGUCAAUAUCACUGUUUGAGUUGUUCCAAAACCACUAAGAAACAAAAAAUUAUUAAAAAAGUUGAAGAACCUCCAGUCAUUAAAUAACGUCCAAUAAUAGAAUAAGAUGAUUGCAGAAAUAGGGAAAAAAAUAUCUCUUUCGUUGCUACAAAGGAUAAUAAAAUUUAAUACAGUAAUAAAGAUAAUUUUAAUAAUAGCAUUUCGCUUCAAUUUAAUGGAUGAUGAAAUCAAGCAAGAUUUAGAUUAAUUAAGAAAUUCAACAAAAAAAAAAUUAAAAACAUAAUAAUCAUCUCCUCCUAAAAUUUAAUAAGCCCUCCAAACUUAAUAACCUACUCAAUCUUUAUAGUAAUCAACUCAAUAAGAAGUAAAAAAUAUAUAAUCUUACUUUAAGACUUAAGAUUCAUCACUCAACAACAGAAAUUUAAGAAGAAGAAUUUAUUAAAAAAUCAAUUAUAGAGAUUUGAUUGGAGAGUAUUGA